AUGCAGACGCCUGCACAAAAAGGCCCAACCGAGGCCGAACUGAAUGUGUGGCAAGUCUGCUCCCGCAUCAGGGCCAGUUUUUACGACCUCGAUCUUGACGCAAUCUCCAAUCUCAACGACGAAAUUGCACGUCUUAUCGACGAAGUCUUCCACGCAGCGGUGAAGGAGGCCUCAGAAGUAUGCCGCAAAGAGGAUGAAACUGGUCUAUUGCGCGUCAUGCACGCUAUCGAGAAGCGAAAGGGCGACAGGGCACUGCACGCGUUGCUCAAAAAGUGGAUUAUGCGAUAUUGCCGGUACUGCGCAGGUUGCUGGCUUCGCGCAUAG
Molecule: messenger RNA, 324 nt
Organism: Pseudocercospora fijiensis CIRAD86
Lineage: Eukaryota; Fungi; Ascomycota; Dothideomycetes; Mycosphaerellales; Mycosphaerellaceae
Exons: 1
Coding region: 1-324 (107 amino acids)
Source: RefSeq, a predicted model, not a curated record